AUGUUCGUCGCAAUACUCGCUUUUUCUCCGGAGGGUGUAGAUUGUCCUACCCAGCCAAGUGAGCUGGGGAUAGAGAGCGUGGUAUCCCAAUUUGUCGAGUACUUCACUUUAGUCAAACAACCUACUGUGGAUGAAUUGGAAAGGUCAGGAAAUUUCUUUCUUAUUGCAAGUAAGCCAGGACCGCAUCUUGUCUGUACAUAUGGGAACUUCUCCUCGAAUGCGAUAAAUGCCGGACAGUAUGAAGGGGGUCAAGGCAGCAUCAGCGACAGCCUCAUCUUCAAAUCUCUUGAUUCUUUAAUAUUCAUGAAUCAAUCACAACCAUUCAAUGUUUCUUCUACCAGAGGAACAGAUAACACGACUUCGACUUCUAUUACAAUGAGCCCAAGUAGCCACAGCACCGAGAAUGGAAGGAGCCUGCGCAAACUCAAACAGUCUAGUCGAAGACGUGAUUCAUGUAUUAUCACGCCUUAUGGUUUCACGGUCGAAGAAGAUGCGAUGGUGACUAGAGAACGUAAAGGAAACUUGCGAACAACUUCUCGUCUGCAACGCCAGUGGAUCCAUCGUCAACAGCCAGGAGAGAAGGCUCGACCGGUCCAGUCGCAACGAGAUCGCCACAGCGAUCAAACUGCCUCUCCACCUACUUCUGAUGUUGCUGAAUCCCCAGUUCAAUUAAUUUCGACCCAGGAGGUCGAGAAUCCUGCGACAGCGGAUCCGGUGCCCAUCGAAGCACCGACCAACUUAGCUGAGCAAAGUCUUCGGGUGUUGAACGCUCCUACGUACACGGAGCCUGGGUGCAUUGUGAUGCAUGUCGAUAGCGGAUGGAGACCUGCAGGUACAUCAGGACCGAGCUACGUUGAUGUACCGCCUAGUUACAAUGACGCGACAUAG
Molecule: messenger RNA, 888 nt
Organism: Marasmius oreades (fairy-ring Marasmius)
Lineage: Eukaryota; Fungi; Basidiomycota; Agaricomycetes; Agaricales; Marasmiaceae
Exons: 5
Coding region: 1-888 (295 amino acids)
Source: RefSeq, a predicted model, not a curated record